AUGGCAGCGAUAAUGGACAUUCAAAUGCAGCAUCUCGAUGAUCUUAAUCUGAUGGGUCUACAAGAGCUGGACUCGCACUUGUCAAUAUUCGAGUCUUCGAAUCCUGGAAUGGAGUCAUCUAUCGGUACACCAGAAUCAACAUCUAACUCUACCUAUGGCGACUCCAUCAACACGACUGACCAGCUAACCACAAUCGUUGUUGAAGCGCCAGACGAGAACUACACUAUCAAGAAUCCUUAUGGAUCCCGUGCGAGAUUUGCUAAUGCGAUCCAACCUGAGCACCUUACUAAGUCGGGCCCGGAUGGCAGCCUGCAACUUAGACCUGAAAGCGGUCGGGAUUCGAUGGCAUCGUCAAUGAACACGGAUAUCGACGACGGUUCAUCGGCCCUUUCCUCAAUAUCGAGCAAAGCAACAUCUCCUAUGGGAUUUCCUGAUGGACGCUCAAAUCAGACCACAAGUUCGGCAUCGCAUAAUGUCAAGCGUCGUGAGAAAUACACUGUCCGGCCAAAAGUCUCUAUACCAAGCGACCUCACCCCGAGCGAGUACGCAAGACAGUGCAUUGCAGCCGCCGAAUCCUCCCGUCUCAACCCGUACAGUUUGCAUCCCGAGGAACAUGCAAUGUUGCGUCAACACAUCACCCAUCAACAAGUCACAACAUAUCUUAAUAUCCGGAAUGGCAUUUUAAGGCUGUGGACGAGAAACCCCAUGAUCGGAGUAAUGCGCGAUGAAGCUAUCGGAUGCGCAAGAGAUAUUCGUUGGUUCGACACUGCCAGAGUUUGCUAUGAGUGGCUAGUGCGACGAGGCUACAUCAAUUAUGGCUGUCUCGAGCUCCUAGAAUCUGUGAAAGAGAAGAAGCCCCGAGGCCACAAGAGAAAGCGGAAAACAGUCGCCGUUAUUGGUGCUGGUAUGUCCGGCUUAGGCUGUGCAAGACAACUGGAAGGUCUCUUCUCUCAGUUUGAAGAGAGAUUUCGAGCGAUAGGCGAGGAUCCACCCCAGGUUGUUGUGCUCGAGGGUAGAGACCGGAUCGGCGGACGCGUGUAUUCCCGAGCGAUGAAAUCGAGACCGAAGUAUCCUACUCUCGGUUACGGAAGUCGGUACACUGCUGAGAUGGGUGGAAUGAUCAUCACUGGCUUUGAUCGCGGCAACCCUCUGAACAUCAUUGUUAGAGGUCAAUUAGCAUUACCAUAUCACGCUCUGAAACCGGACACCACAAUCUAUGAUGCUAUUGGAAGACCGGUGGACAUAAAUCGCGACCAGUUUGCAGAGAAGUUGUUCAAUUACAUUCUCGACAGGGUCAGUGAGUACAAAUUCAAGACGCCAACACCUUUCGCUGCGGAGGGUGAUAAAGACCUCUUGGAUGCUGGUAAAGAUGUCAGCUCUGAAGGAACCAGAACCAUAGGCGAAGCUGAGGAUGUUCCAAGUAGGCCGACAACAAGUUCAAAUAAGCAGGCAUCUCGCGCCCCUUCGGAACAGAUGAUACCCGUAUCCUCAGACCGACUCACAGGCAGAGCACAUCUUGAGCCUGGGAUCCCAGGCGUUCAUACAGCUGCUUUCAAAGCACAAGAGAUCGGUUGGCGUCUUCGGCCAGGUGUCGGAGUCGAGCAAGACUUGGACCUUGAGAAUGUCGUCAACUCGAAAUAUGCCACGCUAGGCUUGGUUUUCGACGAGGCCAUUCGACAAUACACUCGAAUCAUCGACUUUGCCCCACUUGAUCUGCAACUGAUCAACUGGCACGUCGCUAAUCUAGAAUACAGCAACGCUAUCACUUGCAACAAGCUGAGUCUAGGAGGAUGGGACUUGGAUGCCGGAAAUGAGUGGGAAGGUAAACAUACCAUGGUCACUGGUGGCUACCAGCAAGUUCCUCGAGGUCUGCUGAACUGUCCGGAGCCAUUGAAUGUUCGACGAAGGAGCAAAGUCACACGCAUUGCCUACAGGCCUGAAAGCAACGACUCUCCAUCGUUAAUCGAAUGCGAGAAUGGAGAAACACUUGAAGCAGACUAUAUCGUCUCCACAAUACCGCUGGGUGUGUUGAAGCAGCAAAAUAUCACGUUCGAACCCGCCCUGCCUGAUUGGAAGAUGGGACCUAUUCAAAGAAUUGGCUAUGGCAUCUUGAACAAGGUCGUUUUGGUGUAUGAAAAGGCUUUCUGGGACCAGAGUCGAGACAUCUUUGGAAUCCUCCGCAAUCCAGCAAACCGGUUUAGUCUCGAGCAAGCGGAGUAUUUCUCACAGCGGGGUCGAUUCUUUCAAUGGUUCAAUGUCACGAAUACGACUGGGCUACCAACUUUACUGGCUCUGAUGGCUGGUGACGCAGCAUUCUCAACAGAGAGCACGCCCAACGAGCUGCUAAUCGGAGAGGCUACGAGGGUUCUCAGAAGUGUGUUCGGUUCCCAGGUGCCCAUGCCAAUCGAAUCUGUGGUGACUAGAUGGGGCCGCGACGAAUUUUCGUAUGGAAGCUAUUCAUAUACGGGCCCCAAUUUCCAGCCAAACGACUACGAGGACAUGGCCAAACCAAUUGGCAAUCUGUUCUUCGCCGGUGAGCACACUUGUGGUACUCAUCCCGCAACUGUUCACGGUGCCUAUAUCUCUGGUCUGAGAGCAGCAUCAGAAGUUCUGGAGACUAUGAUUGGUCCGAUCGAGAUUCCUACUCCACUGGUCUUGCCGAAAGACUCGUCGUUGAAGCGAAAAUCUGACGUAUUUCGAAGCUCGAAGGACCCAAAGCAAGCUCGUCUUGAGGCCUAUGAAGCCGAGGUCUGGGAUGCCAUCUAUGCAAAGCUGGGUGAUCGACCCUGGCGACCUGCAAAUAAUUACGCAAAUCCCUACCGCAUGUACACCAAAGACAAAUGGGACGAAGCCAAGCAGAAGUGCGAGACGGGUCGAAGACCAGGCAAGGGCAAGCCCAUCCCAAACGAGGUGAAGAAGAUGGUCACGAAGAUGUGGAAGGAAGCCUCCGAGGAAGAAAAGCAACCAUACAACGAGAGAGCAGAGGUACUGAAGAAAGCCUAUGGAGAAGCAAUGGCGGACUACAAUCUAAGGGCCGGACAGUGGGAUAAAGAUGCUCUGGCAUACCGCGAAGUAUAUGAAAAAGAGCAUCCAAGCGUGCCAGCACCCGAGGAAUUCGCGAGCCCUUCUCGAGACAGGCGAGCUAAGCGGGGUGUAAGUGGCUAUGCAGAGGAUACAGAUGGAGAGGAUGAACUUGAGCUUUAG
Drepanopeziza brunnea f. sp. 'multigermtubi' MB_m1 is the source of this 3204-nucleotide messenger RNA. RefSeq lists its product as uncharacterized. Gene Ontology annotation, biological process: positive regulation of transcription by RNA polymerase II; negative regulation of transcription by RNA polymerase II. The record is from RefSeq and is a predicted model, not a curated record. Gene Ontology annotation, molecular function: flavin adenine dinucleotide binding; oxidoreductase activity; chromatin binding. NCBI's taxonomy places the organism in Eukaryota, Fungi, Ascomycota, Leotiomycetes, Helotiales, Drepanopezizaceae.